AUGAAAAAAUCCGAUGAAUUGAACAGCCAGUCACAAGAGAAUUCUUCGAUAGCAGUUCAUGGCUUACGCCGUUUUAAUAUACGACAGAGAACAACUCUUUCAAGCAGCAGUACCUUAGGGAAUUGUAAAGAUAUUGAAGUAUCUGGUACCUCAAGGUCUAUGAAUCAGGACGGUCAAAUUUUGAAUUCGUUGCACACUACUGAAAACGACGUGGGUGCAACCUAUUUCCGGAAUCACGAUGACAUCGAAUGGACGAAAAAUGAUAUUUCUGUCCUCAAAAGUGUCAUUAAAAGUAGUUAUAUUGGAGUGGAACCUGGUAGUAGCGCGGAUUCGAUUGAAACAAACCAUAGCAGAGCAGAUGGAGGAACUUCACAACGACUGCAGAAAAUUGUUCCAUGUGGUUAUGCACCCAAUCGCUUCCCAGUAACCGUUACUUCCACACCGCAGUUUUGGCCAAAAACCUGUUAUGGGAAUCCAGCCUAUGCUUUUUCCAAUACCAUUAAUUUGCCUUCAACAAGAAUUAUUCUUGGUUCUUCAUCCAUGACACAAACAGCACUGUCUACAUCCAGUUUUGGUAUAUCGUCAGCCAACGAACAGAUUGAUUAUUCAAAAUCGCCUUCUGCAUCCGAUGCUAGUCCUGGUGAGAAACCCCAAACGCUACUGAUCGGCUUACUUCGUCGAUUUGAAAAUGGUAUGAAUACUUCUCGUGUAUUACAGAUGGAGUGUAAGAAAUUCAGCAAAGUUGAUUUAGGAAACGAAUUUUUCUCUCGAAAAUUAUCUUUUCCGAGACAUAGCGCUGUCAAAGAGUGUGCCGGUGCUAAUGACAGAGAGUUACAACUAGAAACACUCGAUAAAAAAGAGGUGCUAUGGAAAGUACUAACGGUAGACGUGAUGCACUAUUAA
Molecule: messenger RNA, 903 nt
Organism: Cercopithifilaria johnstoni
Lineage: Eukaryota; Metazoa; Nematoda; Chromadorea; Rhabditida; Onchocercidae
Source: the annotation of a GenBank genome assembly